This is a messenger RNA of Trichosurus vulpecula (common brushtail), 423 nucleotides long. RefSeq names its product keratin-associated protein 11-1. Bases 1 to 423 code for a protein of 140 amino acids. The transcript has a single exon. Lineage: Eukaryota; Metazoa; Chordata; Mammalia; Diprotodontia; Phalangeridae. The record is from RefSeq and is a predicted model, not a curated record. Gene Ontology annotation, molecular function: structural molecule activity. Gene Ontology annotation, cellular component: keratin filament.
AUGCAGUACAGUUGCUCCUCUAGAAACUACCUACCUAGGAUUCGUGGAGACCAAUGCAACAUUCCAGUUGUCUCUGCUGUGCCAAGGGAGGCAGAGUGCCAGAAUGGUAUCUAUUUACCAAGUUCCUUCCAAGGUAGUUCUUGGCUCCUAGAUCAUUGUCGAGAAACCUGCUGUGAGCCUACAAGCUGUCAGCCAAGUUGCUAUCCAACUAUUACCUGCAACUCUGGUACCAGCCAAGUAGUUUCCUGCCAACAAGCACCACCUUGUUCCAGGCCCUUCCAGGUUUCCAUCACUCGACCAUCCACCUUUGUCUCCAGUAGCUGCCGACCAUGUGGUGGUGUCCCCAGUGUCUUCCAGCCAACCUGCAGCAUCACCAGGACAUAUGAACGACCUUGUGUAUCCAACUGUCGCCCAACUUGCUGA